Scaptodrosophila lebanonensis is the source of this 805-nucleotide messenger RNA. RefSeq lists its product as uncharacterized. The transcript has a single exon. Lineage: Eukaryota; Metazoa; Arthropoda; Insecta; Diptera; Drosophilidae. The record is from RefSeq and is a predicted model, not a curated record. The coding region runs from base 45 to 710 and encodes 221 amino acids.
AUAAGUCAUAUAAUACCACAGCGAUUGCAUUUUAAUAACAAAAGAUGCCGACGCAAGAAGGCCAGAGGGAGAAGCCGCGGCUCUACUGUGGUAUGGGCAAUCAUACGCUUCAGGAACCAUCUACAAAAAUCGCAUCUAUAGGAAUGCUGGCAUUUGCUAAAAGAUGGAAUCCAGAGCUGACGCACUCUACCCUUAUAUGUAUUAGUUGCUAUGAAUUCCUAGAGAAAAUAUUUCGUUAUAAACAAAAGCGAAUUAGACAACGCAUAGGUCAAACGAAUAGAGGCGAACAUGACACCAAUUCUCUUACGGACGUAAGCUCCAGUGCUUUGAGCACCACCUCCUCAUCAUCCAGGGGGAGAAGCGCAUCCUCCAGGGGGGCCGGCUCAUCCCCCAGAGUGGGCGGCUCAUCCCCCAGAGUGGGCGGCUUAUCCUCCAGGGGGGACACACCUUCAUCUCAGCGAAGCGGUCCUACUACGAGCGCAGCGGCAGCAGCAAAACGAAAGCGGACACAAGUAACACAUUCGGACUCAUCGCAACCCACCGACGAUCCUCAGCCUAAUAACGAUGAUGACGACGACAACAUGCUAAGUCUGAAUGCAGUGAAUGGGACACGACUUCCUCACAUACAGCCCAUUCCCAAAAGACGCCAAUUUGUGCACUUGAACAAGGAGGCAAUGGAUAUUUAUUUGGCCGGUACCACAGGAGGCUAAUCUCAAAGUAUUAUUAUUACUAUUGAAAGACUAAAGUUUAUUUUUCUUAAUUAUAUACAUAUGUUUAGAACUAGUUAUUUUACUCAUUUAUUUCU